This is a messenger RNA of Ascochyta rabiei, 1989 nucleotides long. RefSeq lists its product as uncharacterized. Gene Ontology annotation, molecular function: DNA-binding transcription factor activity, RNA polymerase II-specific; DNA binding; zinc ion binding. NCBI's taxonomy places the organism in Eukaryota, Fungi, Ascomycota, Dothideomycetes, Pleosporales, Didymellaceae. The transcript has 6 exons. Gene Ontology annotation, cellular component: nucleus. The record is from RefSeq and is a predicted model, not a curated record. Gene Ontology annotation, biological process: regulation of DNA-templated transcription; DNA-templated transcription. Bases 1 to 1989 code for a protein of 662 amino acids.
AUGCAGACUCAGAAGGACAAUAGAGUGACCACUUCAUGCACAGAGUGCCAGCGGCGGAAGCAAAAGUGCUCUCGAGAAUGGCCGUGUAACCAUUGUCAGGCGAGAAAAGUAGCUCAUAUGUGCCAAUUCACCGUAAAGAAGUUGCAGCAAGAACCCCCGAUAGUCUCUGCACAUGAGAGUUCCAGUGAGAGUAGGGGUCUUAAAAGAAGCUAUCCAAGUCUAUCCGAAGGAGUGGCUUCCAUAGCAGAGAACGGCGAGGCAGGACAGGUUGAAGAUGGCCUCAAAGUCUGGGGUUACAUGCCAGGACAUGUACACUGGAAAAUUGGUGCCGUUGACGAUGUUACUCAGCGAAAGCAAACGGCACUAGAUUCUAAAAGAGUAGAUGUUGUCGAGCACGUGCUGCACGCUAUUCCGCCAAGAUCGAUUACUGACGCUUUUGUGAAUCAUUUUCUAGGUGUAGUCAACUAUCGAUACAGCACGAUAUACGCCCCUACUUUUACUGAUCAAUACGUACAAUGGUGGGCUGAUCGGGGCGCCGGUAAGCGCCUGUCUCCAGAGUUUACUUGUCUGCUGCUGAGAGUAUGCGCGUACUCUGUCCAGUACCUCACUCCCUCGUUGCGGAAAAUGAUUGAGUUCGAGCUGGCUUGCAAUCUGCAGCAGCUCACUGACCGUUUUUCGAAUGCGGCAGAACAUUUGAGCCGAAGUUUCGAAGCGUCGAACACAUGCAUCGAACGCGUCCAAGAGCAGUUCCUAAAAGGCGCCUGGCUCAAAUCAGAGUCCAAAAUUGUUGAAUCAUGGCAUGCGCUGGGCUGUACGAUUCGUGAAGCGCAAGAGCUCGGUAUUGACAGAGACGCCAAUAUCGAGGGUUUGAGCGAAUUCGACAUCGAGAUCAGAAGAAGGAUCUGGGCGUUGCUGUAUAUCUGGGAUUGGCAAAUGGGUGCUUGGCUGGGGAGGCCUAACCUGAUUGACCAGAAGAACCUCAACUUCAAACUCCCUAACCUACGACUAGAUCAGUCUAGCUCGGAGCCAAACCUGCUGUCGCCAUUCGCGCACAUGGCUCUUCAAGCCAGCCUUGGCCGGCGACUGAACACUAUCAUGGGCGAUGCACAGUCCGUAGACGCCUUGUCUGCUAAUGAGAUACUCACCAUAGAAGCGGAGCUCGACAAGUUCAUUGACGAGCUACCACCAAUAUUCCGACUCACAGAUCCAGACACUUCCCUUGAUGCCGAAUAUCCGUACUUCGUGUUCCAGCGUCACCAACUGCACACUGUGGUGUACAUGACCAAGCUCGACUUUCUGAAGCCGUUCCUUACACGGGCUCGAGAUGACAAGAAGACUGACCGAGACGAUGAGUUCAGGCGAAUGGGAAUUGAUCUGGCUCUUGAUCUUCUCAAGGUCGCUCGACGUAUGUUUGACCAUGAGUUUCCUAUCAACGCCAAAUUUCAUGUGGUCGUGUUUUCGAUCUUCGACACCUCAACUAUCUUGUGUUCCGCUAUCAUUCACGAUUACGAACACUGCCUACCUCGACGAGACGAAGUAACCAAUGCCAUCGACGGCUCGCUCGACAUGCUUCAGCAGCUUAGCCUAACAACAAAGAUUGGCGCAACAUCUUACGCUUUCCUCUACAAACUGGUGCAGUCUCACCUCGAGCUUUCACGGGGCGCCGGCAACAGCAAGCGUGCGCGAAAGCAGUCCUCGGCUUCAAUCCACACAUUCGAGCCUCCACCUCUUGUGCACAAUACCUCUUCAAGAGAGUCUAUUGCCACAGUUGAUUACCCACCCCAGCAAUCGACAUUGUUACCAGCCCUCUCAACAACGUCCAUUGCUAUGGAGCCGGCCCAUGAGAUUCCACUCACGAGCGAUCCAUCUUUUGACCUGGAUCAGUUUCUGGCGCAGAACUCGUUCGGAAGUGCGGCGGCCGUGGAUAUGGGUGGCAUGGAGCAGAUAUGGGAUUGGCAGGAUCUAAACCUAGAUCAGUUUCCCUACUGA